Tarenaya hassleriana is the source of this 5932-nucleotide messenger RNA. RefSeq names its product protein NETWORKED 1D. The transcript has 6 exons. Gene Ontology annotation, molecular function: actin filament binding. Gene Ontology annotation, cellular component: plasma membrane. NCBI's taxonomy places the organism in Eukaryota, Viridiplantae, Streptophyta, Magnoliopsida, Brassicales, Cleomaceae. The record is from RefSeq and is a predicted model, not a curated record.
AAGACGAAAGCGCCGAGUUAGAGAGAGAUCUAGAAGAAGAUGGGAUGAUAUACGGCGGAGAAAGAGAAGCCGAAGCUGAUCGGAGGAAAUUGCGAGGAUAUUUUGAGCUCUUAAAUUUCUUUGUGGUUAUUGAACAACCAGAUUGGCUUUGGCCAGUGAAUUUUCUUCCCGGCUUUGGCCUUAGUUGACCAGCAAUUGUGAAGGAGCAGACCGACGGAGCGGCACUGAUCUGUCUAGAGGACCUCUGUAUUUAUACAUCCUCUGGUUGCUGAGUGAUUCAAUUCCUAUUUUUCCGGCUUGUGUUGCGGUCAGAUCAUAGGAACCAUGGCUGGCGUAUCGAAACGGAAGUAUUCGUGGUGGUGGGAUAGCCACAUAAGCCCCAAGAAUUCUAAAUGGCUUCAGGAGAAUCUCACAGAUAUGGAUAGCAAUGUCAAACAAAUGAUCAAGCUUAUCGAAGAAGAUGCGGAUUCCUUUGCCAGGCGGGCGGAAAUGUACUAUAGGCAACGGCCUGAACUUAUGAAGUUGGUUGAAGAGUUUUAUCGAGCAUAUCGUGCAUUAGCUGAAAGAUAUGAUCAUGCCACUGGUGUAAUCCGUCAUGCUCAUAAGACUAUGGCAGAAGUGUUCCCAAAUCAAAUUCCUUUGAUGUUCGGUGAUGAAUCACCUGCCGGUGCUGCCAUCAAUGAGGCUGAUCCACGAACACCAGAGAUGCCACCUCCUAUCCGGGCUCCGGUUGAUCCGGACGAGUUACAAAAAGAUGCUUUAGGGGUCUCUUCAUCUCAUGUGCCCUCUGUUAAAAGGAAUGCAGCCUUCACAGAAGAACCUCAGUCUGUGAGUAACAGAAAAGGUUUGAAACAACUUAACGACUUGUUUGGGCCAGAAACAGGAAGGGCAAGGAAAGGAUUGAAUUUCAACUAUGCAGAUGAGAAAGGAAGAAAUGGUCUCAGCAGGGACGAAAGCCAUGAUCUCAAGACACGACUUCUUUCAGAAUCUGAACGAGCUAGCAAAGCUGAGGCUGAAAUUGCUGCCUUAAAAGAUGCUCUUUCCAAAGUGCAGGCUGAAAAGGAAGCUACCUUAACUCAGUAUAAUCUGAACUCGGAUAGACUUUCUAAUAUGGAAUCAGAAAUAUCUCGUGCGCAAGAGGACUCCAGGGGGCUGAAUGAACGAGCCACAAAAGCUGAGGCUGAGGUCCAAACUCUCCAAGAUACCCUUAGCAAAUUGGAAUCUGAAAAAGAGUCCAGCCUUCUUCAGUAUCAGCAAUCCCUGCAGAGGAUAGCUGAUUUGGAGGCUAGCAUCUCUCAAAGCCAGAAGGAUGCUGGAGAAAUAAACGAUAAAGCCAGGAAAGCUGAAGCCGAAACUCAAACCUUGAAGCAAAGCCUUGCCAGAGCUGAAACCGACAAGGAAGCUGCUCUUGUUCAAUACCGUCAAUGUUUGGAAACCAUAUCUAAUCUGGAAGAGAGGAUGCGGAAGGCUGAGGAAGACGCAAGGAUUCUCAAUGAACGGGCAGAGAAGGCUGAAGCUGAAGUCGAGAACUUGAAGCAAACAACUUCCAAAUUAAUUGAAGACAACAAAGCUUCUGAACUUCAGUACCAACAGUGUCUGGAGACGAUUGCCGAUCUAAAGCUCAAACUAUUCAAUGCCCAGGAAGAAACCCAAAGGCUUAGCCGUGAGAUAGAAGACGGCGUUGUGAAGUUAAGAGUUGCUGAAGAAAAAUGUGUUGUGUGGGAGAGAUCAAAUCAGACUCUUCACUCCGAGCUGGACACUCUUUUGGAGAAACUGGGGAACCAAAGUCAGGAACUCACAGAGAAACAGAAAGAGCUGGGAAGAUUGUGGACCUGUGUGCAAGAAGAGCGCUUGCGUUUCUUGGAGGCUGAGACCGCUUUUCAAACCUUGCAGCAAUUGCAUUCGCAGUCUCAAGAAGAGCUAACAGGUUUGGGUUUGGAACUCCAAACUAGGUCCCGGAUUUUGAAAGACAUGGAAACCCGAAACAUUGGUUUACAGGAGGAAGUUCAGAAGGCCAGAGAUGAGAACAAGGGACUUAACGAGCUCAAUCUGUCUUCAGCUGCAUCGAUUAAAAGUUUGCAAGAAGAGGUCUCAAGCUUAAGGGAGACAAUACAGAAACUCGAAGCUGAAGUUGAACUUAGAGUGGACCAGAGAAAUGCUCUGCAGCAAGAAAUAUAUUGUCUUAAAGAGGAGUUAAGCCAGAUAGGGAAGAAACAUCAGAAUAUGCUGGAGCAGUUAGGGUUGGUAGGUUUAAAACCAGACUGCUUUGGGUCAUCUGUAAAGGGCUUGAUGGAUGAAAACUCGAAACUCAAAGAACUCAACGAAAGAGAAAGCAACGAAAAAAUGGCUCUUCUAGAAAAGUUGGAAAUGAUGGAAAAGCUUGUUCAGAAAAACUUUUUGCUGGAGAAUUCUAUAGCAGACUUGAAUACCGAGCUGCAAGCAAUCAGAGAAAAGCUGCAGAUAUUGGAAGAAGCUUGUCAAUCACUCUCAGAAGAGAAAUCAGGUCUUAUGGCUGAGAAUGACACACUGAUGUCUCGGCUACAGACUGCUACAGAGAACAGUGAGAAGCUCUACGAGAAAGGCAAGUUGCUGGAGAAUUCUCUUUAUGACGCCAAUACAGAACUUGAAGAUCUGAAGUUAAAACUGAAGACCCUAGAAGAUUCAUGCCAUUUACUCAAUAACGACAAGUCCAGUUUGAUUUCUGAAAGAGAGAGCUUAAUUUCUCAGAUGGUUGUAAUGAGAAAAUCCCUGGAAGAUACGGAGAAAGGACAGGCAGAGCUGAAACUGAAAGUCUCGGAAUUAGGAAAAGAGAGAGAAUCCUCACUUCAGAAAAUUGAAGAGCUGGGAAUGUCCUUGGUUGCCAAGGAUCGGGAGUAUGUUAGUUUUGUGCAAUUGAGUGAGGCUCGGUUGGGCGACAUGGAAACAAAGAUCCAUCUCCUUCGAGAUGAAAAUGAAUGCAGGGAGAGAGAAUAUCAAAUGGAACUCGACCGGGGUGUUGAUGCUCAGAUUGAGAUUUUUGUUCUGCAGAAGUGCUUGCAAGACAUGGUUGAGAAGAACUCAUGUCUGAUUGUUGAGAAAGAGAACAUCAAAGAGGCAUCUAAACUGUCAAAGAAGCUAGUCUCUGAACUGGAACAGGAGAAUACCGGGAAACAAAUGCAGAUUGACUCCUUGAUUGGCCGGAUUAAAAUGUUGAGAAUGGGGCUUUAUCAGGUACUGAAGAGACUUGAAAUUACUCCAGAUAUUGAGUCUGAGGAUGGGAAUAUACAAGACCAAAAAAUCGUGCAUGGUAUACAGAGAAAACUUGAUGAAAUGCAGAAAAUGCUAUUAGAGAUUCAGAAUGAAAACCAACAUGCAGCCAUUGAGAACUUUGUCCUUGUCGCAUUGCUUCAACAACUUAAAUUAGAAGCAGUUGGCAUAGUGAAGGAGAAGAGUAUUCUUGAGGAAGAACUUGAAUUUCAGCGUCUGCAGCUCUCAUCUUCGCAGGAUGAGACGCAGAGACUUGUAUGCAUCAGCGAAGAGUUGACCUCAAAAGUAAACCAGGGAGUUAACAGAGAGGAAGCCUUGAACAUGGAAAUAGUGGAUUUGCAUAGCCAAGUUUCAGCCUUGCGUGAUGCAUACACUGCUUUGCAGGACGAGAAUUAUAAGAGUUUGGAAGAGAAAAGAUUCUUGACAAAGUCAACUGCGCAGUUGGAGGAGGAGAAAUGCAAACUAGAAGAGGAUAUCGCCUUGCUUCUUUCUGAAAAUAUUUACCAAAGCAGUCUCAUUCGUCUCCUGGAGGAUGCCGUCUUGGCAAAACUUACAGAAGCUAAGGAACUAAGUGAGGAUCUGGGCAGAAUCAAUUUUGUUAAGGAUAAGCUUGAGGAAAAGGUAAGGGAGAUCGGCGUUAUGUUAAAAGAUGCAGAAACCGAUAAUUCAGAGCUUAAAGGUUUGCUAGAAAAAUCGGAGGGUGAGUUGCUUUCUGUCAAAUCAGCCAAUGAUAAAAAAGAGAAGGAGCUUCUAGAAGCAAUGCUUUUGAUCUCUGUCAUGCAAAACGAAAAGGGGGAACUAUCUAAGAUGGUGGAGCAUUUAGAAUGUAAAUACAAGGAAACUCAAGCAAUACAAGAAGACCAAGAGAAGCAGGUCAUGUCACUUCGUGGAGACAACGACGAGCAGAUUAAGGAGACCGGACGUGUUAAAGAAGUGAAUCUGAAAUUGGAAGCCAGAUUGCUGAAUUUUGGUUUCGUCAUUUAACAGCUCUCUCUCUCCCUCUCAAAGACUUCCACCAGAAACCUUGAUCAAACGAAACUUCUUAAAGAACGAUGUGAGGCUGUAUUGUGGGAAUCUCAGGCUGAGGCAUGGUUUGGAGAAAUGCAGAUAUCUGUUGUGCAUGAAGCAUUGCUCAAAGGGACAACCCGGGAGCUGGCUGAAGCUUGUGAGAACCUUGCAAGUAAAAGUGCAUCGAAAGACAUUGAGAUUGAACAGUUAAAAGAAAGAGUAAUAAGCUUAGAGGAUGCAAACAGAGAACAGCAAGGCCAUAUGGCCAAGUAUGCCCAAGCUGCAGUCUUGCUGGAUGGAUGCAUAAAAUCUCUUGAGAAGCGUAUUGCCACACAUCGUGAAUCCGAGGAUGAACUAAUCAAGGACGUCGGUUCAGUGGCUGACAAGGAUGGCAAAGGUUAUCAUCCUACAGGAGAAGACGGGUUCUCGGAGUUGCAUGAUAUGCGUUUGAGAAUCAAAGCCAUCGAGGAGGCGGUGAUAGAAAAGGAAAAGGUUGUGAUGCUCGAAAACUCAAAUGCAUAUUCAAAGCUGGAGGCCGCGAUGAAGCAAAUAGAAGAACUAAAAUCUGGUUCCCAAAGGAGCAGGAGGAAACAAGAGGGAGAAGGUCGAUCACAGAAGCAGAUCCAUGAAACCUCUCCAGAGGAAAGUGAGGUGAUAACGAAAGAUAUAAUGCUUGAUCAGGUGUCUGAUUGCUCAUCUUAUGGGAUAAGCAGGCGAGGCACUCUCAAGGCCGAUGAUGAGAAGCUCGAGUUGCGGGAAAUAAAUGGACAUGACAGCAGUUUUGACCUAGAGCUACAAAAGCACGAGAAAGGCAAAUCCUUGUCUGUGGAGUCGUUGAUCGUGGACAAACUGGAGAUCUCCGAUAGAUUCUCGGAUCCAAACCAAGAAGUACACAAGAGGAAAGUUCUAGAAAGACUCGACUCCGAUUUACAGAAGCUAGCGAACCUUCAGAUCACUGUUCAGGAUUUGAGGAGUAAAGUGGAUACCGACGACAAGGACAACAACAACAAGGGGAAAGGAGACGAGUACGAAACUAUCAAAGGACAACUCGAAGAAGCAGAUGAAGCCAUAGGGAAACUCUUCAAUGUGAACCGAAAGCUGAUGACCAAAGUGGAGACAAGAUUCCCGCGAUCAGAAGGCAACAACAAAUCCACUGAUCUGGAUGAAACAGAGAGUAAUAGAACGAGGAGGAGAAUAUCGGAACAAGCAAGAAGAGGGUCGGAGAAAAUCGGGAGGUUGCAACUGGAGAUACAGAGAAUACGGUUUCUGCUUCUGAAACUCGAAGGGGAGAGAGAAAACAGAGCGAGGUCGAAGGUUUCGGAUAGCAAGACGAGGGUUCUGCUAAGAGAUUACAUCUACGGAGGAAUGAGGAAAAAGAAGAAGAGGACUUCAUUUUGUGCCUGCCUUCAGCCGCCUCAGUCCCCAUGACCAUUUUCAACUGUUUCUUGCAAUAUUUAGUAUCUUCUUCAUAUUUAGUAUAUGAUUGAGAGAGAAUAGUAUCUGCUUCAGACCUUUUUUUUUUCUGUUGGAAGAGUCUGUAUAUGUUUGGGUUAUUGAGUUCGAAACCGAAACUUAAAUGCUUGUCUGAAAAUUUGCCCGAAAUUACUAGCAAUAUGUAUAUCACCAGGAGGAGGUUAACAAUUACUGGUUUAUGACAAGAAAAUUACAAUUUGUUGUA